AUGGACUGCAAUAAACAAGAUACUCCUCAUAGUAGUGAGAAUUCCAUUUGUAGAACAGCCUUCAAAUUAUGAUCACUGCAAACGCUAUGCCAGUUGGACUUGGUCAGCAGCGCCUUGGUUCAGGAGGUCCUGCUGCACCCAGGCAUCUGGAAAGCUGGCACGGGUUCCCUUUCUGUGCCACAGCUUUUGCGGGUCCUCCAAGAGCUGUUUUGGAGAGCCAGGGUGGGAACAGCGGAACAGGUGCACCCCAGAGCUUCAGAACUCACCGCCAGCCUCCUGAUGGCCAUGUUUGACAGCACAGGGGUGGGUGUCCUCAAGCUUCUGCCCGUGGCUGCUGCCUUGAUCGCGCUCUCGGGGGACAGCCCUCUGACAAAAUACAGAGCUCUUUUCCAGCUUUAUGCAGAAAGCAACAAAGAAGGUUAUGAAUCCAGGGCUUGCAUCACUCGAACAGUUUUGAGAAAUUUCCUAAUGGAUCUACAGCAGAUCCCAGCUGUGGUGGGUGAGAGUCGCAGGCUGAGCUCGGUGGACAGCGCUGUGCGGAGCUGCUUCCGAGGGGUGUUGAGCCCGGGAAUCAAGGAGGAGAAAUUCCUCUCCUGGGUGCAGUCUGAGCCUGCAGCCCUGCUGUGGCUCCCGACCUGCUGCCGGCUGUCGGUGCCAGAGAGGAUCACUCACCCUGCCCGGUGCAGCCUCUGCAGCGCCUUCCCCAUCACCGGACUGAGAUACCGCUGUCUGAAGUGUCUCGACUUUGAUAUCUGCCAGGUGUGUUUCCUCUCUGGUCUCCACAUCAAGUCUCAUCAGAAGUCACAUCCUGUAAUUGAACACCGUGUUCCGAUGUCAGCGAAGGAGAACAGGACACUGCUCCUCAGGACGCUCAGAAGCAGCCGGCUCCAGGGGCGCUGCCAGAGCGGAGCAGCUCUGAGAAGGCCGGGGCUGCUGGAUGCGGGGAAGCGGGAGGACCCAGCUCCCCGCACACAGGCCGGGUGCUCCACUCAGUACCAUAGCUCUAAAAACCCUGUGUGCGGCAGGUUGGUGAGACCAGUGGAGGCAGCAGCCACCAAAGUUUCCCGCUGCGGCCACCUGGGAUUAUCUCAGGCUCAACAGGUGAGCCAUGCCAGCCCACAAUACCAGACCAUGGUCAGCAUGGAGAGUGAACUGAGGAGGACUCGAGAGUCCAUCAAUGCCCUCCAGAGAGAAAGAAGGCUCCUUAAAAAGCAGUUAAACCGAUACAAAGACAAGUUGCGAGCGCUCUACACCUUCCAGAAAGAAAAGUGUGACAGAUUUGAGACAAAGAUUCAGGAACUCACCAGUCACCAGGACAGUCUGCGUUCCAAGCUGCAGCAGAUGCGGCAGGACAUACAGGCGAUGUUGCAGCCAUUCCAUUCUUCAUCUUCCUGCCAACAUAUAGUGUCCAAGUUUGAUCCCUCAGCUGAUAGGUUUGGGAAGGGAAGAGACUCUUCCCAGAUGGAGAGCAUCACUGAGGGUGGCCCGGGCUGGACGCCUCUUCCUCACCCUGCCCUGGUUGACAGAAGCCAAGCAGAUGUACACCAAGCUCCACCAGAUCCACAGUCACUAGCAACUGCGGUGCAAACCACCAAGGCUCAGAGCUACAUACAGAAGACACCAAAGGAAAUCCUCAGGUCCCAGCCUGGUUCUCAGCAGAGACUGAUGCAGGACAAGCCCCAGGUCCCUCCAACUGAAGUGACCAGCACUGCUCUGGCCUCUGCGGGAAGGAAAGAGCUAGUCAACACUGCAGAAAGAAAGGAUGAGCCAGAGGAAGAGGAGCUACAGGAACUACUGUCGAAGCUCACGGAUGCAUUCAGUCUGGAAAUGCCAUCAGGUCCCGGGUCUUCAGUGAGAACAGAUCUGUAUGAAGGCGCCGAACGGGUGUGCAGGGCUUUCUCUGCUCUUGUGGGUCAAGUUACCUUGCCCAACUUGAAGUGAGAGUCCGAGCUCAAAGGCCCCUUGAUGUCUCCUCUCCUUCCUUCCUCCAGGCCAGGGUGUUCCAUACGAAGUUCCACGACCAGAGCUCGGGUCUACACCCCGUGUCUAUCACGUGGGCCAAAUCUUCCCCGACACUUGCUCUGCAUGAGGCAUGAGCUGAGAGUGGCUGUUACAUUUUUUUUAAUGGUCAGAAAAGAUAUUUCACACCUGAAAAUUCUGUUGAUUCAAAAUUCAAGGUCCACAAAGAAAGUUUGAUUGAAACCCAACUGUUUCCUUGGAUGCAUAUGUUGUUAUAAUUUAUUUUGUUCUGCCAAUGCCUGCAGAGUUAGCCACUGCGGAGGCUGAAGCCCACAAAGCCACUCUGAUUAUAUUUAAGACCCAACUCUUGGCAGAAAGGAUGCCAAGGAGGAGCCCGAGCAGGCUCCACUGCCCGAGCACAGCAUCUUCUCAGUGACACAGGAGAAGGAAUGGGUUUACCAGAUGGUUUUGAAGAAUGUGAGAGAAGAUGUUAGGGGAACCGUCGUGAAGGAGAAACCAUGAGCUUAUGUGGAAAAGGCAGCCAGAGGCUGGCAGCUGCUUUAAUGCUCAUGUUCAUGCGGUCAACCAAAGCAUGAGGCAGGGUCUCCUUCCCCGGCUCCUCCUCAGGCUGUCUUCACCCACUGUAAGGACUGGGCUGAGCCUCCCAUGAAGCUGUUGUAGAAUAAUGCUUUCGAUGAGAUUUCUAGCUUCAGGAGGACCCCAAACCUUCAGUGAAACAUUUACUGAGGAUUUUUUUUGGAACCUGUAAGAAGCUAGAGAAUUACUAAUGUAUCUGAAGUCCAUCAUUGAUUAUAAGAGAAUGAUUAGAGACAUAGGAACAAUUAGAAAUAAAAAUAACAGUGUGUCUGGAGCUCUGAGAAACUCGCUAAUCCAAUGGCACUGCUUGGACUCUCAUCCAGGCCUGGUCAUUUUUCAGGGAAAAAAUAUUUACAGGUUCUUCUAUUAUAAUGUUGUGCAUUUUAAUCUUAUUUUGUUUUUAAAUGCAAAGUAUAACUAUUAUAGAGUUUUAAUAUUUACUUUUAAUAUUUAAUUUUUAAUAUUUACCCAAACAACAAAUGUGUAAUUGGGAGAUAGUUUAUACUUACUCUGCUUUAUUAGAGUUUAGACAUCAUUACUGGUAAACUUUAAAUAUUGAAAUAAAGAAACUCCAAUAACAUAAA
Molecule: messenger RNA, 3140 nt
Organism: Cavia porcellus (domestic guinea pig)
Lineage: Eukaryota; Metazoa; Chordata; Mammalia; Rodentia; Caviidae
Gene: Dytn
Product: dystrotelin
Exons: 15
Biological process (GO): synaptic signaling
Cellular component (GO): plasma membrane
Molecular function (GO): zinc ion binding
Source: RefSeq, a predicted model, not a curated record